GGAAACAGAGCUUGUGACGUCAUCCCCCGGCUAUGCAAAGGGGGGGAUAUGUGACGUAGAAGCCAAGAUGGCGGCUCCCCUCUCCACGAUGAAAUUUUGGAAGCCGGGCUCUGAGGCACCGGGGAUCUCAGAGGAGCGGGAGCUGAACUCAGAGACCACCGGCUCCCCCAUCAUCUUCAACCCCCACACCGCACUCUCCAUAGAGAAGCAGCGACAGAAACUCCCCGUUUUUAAGCACAGAAACAACAUCUUGUACUUGGUUGAGAGCUUCCAGACUGUAAUCAUAGUUGGUGAGACUGGAUGUGGGAAGACGACACAGAUACCUCAGUACCUGCUGGAGGCUGGCUGGGCAGCGGAGGGGAAGGUGAUUGGAGUGACACAGCCUCGACGUGUGGCUGCUAUCUCUGUAGCUAACCGUGUGGCAGAGGAGAGAGGGGCCCUGCUGGGCCAUGAGGUGGGCUACACUAUUAGAUUCGAUGACUGUUCUGAUCCCCACGCUACGAGGAUCAAGUUUCUAACAGAUGGCAUGCUGGUGCGAGAGAUGAUGUCUGAUCCACUUCUGAAAAAGUACAGUGUGUUGAUGCUAGACGAGGCGCAUGAGAGGACCCUCUAUACAGACAUAGCGAUUGGUCUGCUAAAGAAGAUUCAGAAGAAGCGACGAGACCUGAGGCUGAUUGUGGCCUCUGCCACUCUUGAUGCCAAGAAAUUCCACGACUUCUUCAACCUGAAUGAGUCCGGCGAUCCGAGCAAAGACACCUGUGGAAUUCUGACAGUAGAGGGACGCUCUUACCCGGUGGAUAUCUUCUACACCGUCAGUCCUGUCCCAGAUUAUGUGAAAGCUACGGUGGAGACUGUGCUCAAGAUUCACGAGACUGAGGAUGAUGGAGAUGUCCUGGCUUUUCUCACUGGGCAGGAGGAGGUGGAGAAGGUGGUGUCCCUGCUGCAGGAUCAGGCCAGGACUCUGUCACGGUACGGCAUGAAGAAGCACCUGAGAAUUUUGCCCAUGUAUUCUGGUCUUCCUUACGCCGAUCAGAUGAAGGUCUUUGAGCGGGUGCCCUCUUCUGUUCGCAAGGUUGUGGUGGCCACUAAUAUAGCUGAGACCUCCAUCACUAUAAAUGGAAUUGUAUUUGUUAUUGACUGUGCGUUUGUGAAGCUGCGAGCCUAUAAUCCUUGCACUGCCAUUGAAUCGCUGGUGGUCACGCCCAUCUCCAAGGCUUCAGCCAGUCAGAGGGCGGGGAGAGCUGGACGCAACCGACCUGGGAAAUGCUUUCGACUGUACACGGAGGAGGACUUUGAGAAACUGCCGGCUUCCACUGUGCCAGAGAUGCAGCGCUCCAAUUUGGCCCCUGUCAUCCUGCAGCUCAAAGCGUUGGGCAUUGACAACGUGCUGCGGUUCAGCUUUCUCUCUCCUCCUCCAGCUCAGACUAUGGUUCAGGCACUGGAGCUUCUCUACGCUCUGGGAGGUUUGGAUCAUUACGGCCGUUUGACUGAUCCCAUGGGUGUGCGGAUGGCAGAGUUUCCCCUCAGCCCCAUGUUUGCUAAGAUGCUCCUAGAGUCGGGAAACUUUGGGUGCUCCAAAGAGAUUGUUACCAUAGCAGCAAUGAUGCAGAUUCAGAAUAUAUUUGUCGUGCCACCCAAUCAGAAGAAAGCUGCUGCCCGCGAGCACAGGAAGUUUGCAGUCGCAGAAGGAGACCACCUCACCAUGCUGAAUGUGUAUGAAGCAUUCAUUAAGCACCAGAAGAGCUCCCAGUGGUGUCAGGAGCAUUUUCUCAACUACAAGGGUCUGCUGCGAGCUGUGACUGUACGAGAGCAGCUCCGGCGCCUCAUGAACAAGUUUAAAGUGCCGCGAACAUCCAGUGAAGGUGAUCCAGAUGUGAUCUUGAAGUGCAUUGUCUCUGGAUUUUUUGCUAAUGCAGCUCGCAUUCACCAUUCUGGUUCCUACCGGACUUUACGAGACGAUCGUGAGCUUCACAUCCACCCAAACUCUGUGCUGUACGGAGAGAAACCUCCAAAGUGGGUUGUCUUCAAUGAAGUGGUGCAGACAUCAAAAUACUACAUGCGUGACGUGACUGCUGUUGAGUCGUCUUGGCUGGUUGAGUUGGCCCCUCACUUUUACAAGCAAGCCAAGCAUGGCUCGCUGGCCAGCAAGAGAUCCAGGGUCCUCUAAAUCUCCUCAUCACUUCACCACGAUAAAAGAGGAAGAAUAAUUUACCACUGUGCCCCUUCUCCAUUUCACUGUAUAUAAAGAUGUAAUAUAUAUAUAUGUAUAUUUAUUGUCCACCUGCACAACCCCAUCUACACUAUGUGGCCAUGCUACACUGGGAUUCAGCGGUAUAAUUUAAAUGUUGAUGUAAACAUUUAAACUUGCUCCAUUUGAGUGUGUCUCGGUUUUGGCUGUGCUGUAGUGUAUAUUCAGUCUAUGAGAGUAAAUGCUAAUGAAUGUGAAAUGAGUCUAGGCUGUGCCUGACCCAGUGUCCAUUCUGGGACGGUCAUGUAGUUCAUUCAUAUAUAUGUGUGUGUAUAUAUAUAAUCAUAGCAGGCUCAGGUCCAGGGAAGGGCUUCGGUGCCACAGGCCUGUCCACACCUGGUCCCAGGCUGCAUUUUUUU
This is a messenger RNA of Maylandia zebra (zebra mbuna), 2607 nucleotides long. It is a transcript of the gene dhx35, whose product is annotated as DEAH-box helicase 35. Gene Ontology annotation, molecular function: helicase activity; RNA binding; ATP binding. NCBI's taxonomy places the organism in Eukaryota, Metazoa, Chordata, Actinopteri, Cichliformes, Cichlidae. The record is from RefSeq and is a predicted model, not a curated record. Gene Ontology annotation, cellular component: catalytic step 2 spliceosome; intracellular anatomical structure.